Messenger RNA from Symbiodinium necroappetens, 501 nucleotides. The record is from the annotation of a GenBank genome assembly. Lineage: Eukaryota; Dinophyceae; Suessiales; Symbiodiniaceae.
AUGAACGGCACGGAGACCUUUCUUCCAGCCUGGCGGCCGCAGCAGAAGCGUCGCCUGUCCCUACGCAAUCGGGCAGCUGCAGAGGUCGCGAGGAGCCGCCCCGCGGUUGACCUCGAGGUGUGUGGUUCACAGAACCUGCACAUGUCGCGGCCUGGCCGGCUGUGUCCGAAAGCUCCGGGCGUGUCCUUCAUUCGGGCAUCGCCUCGGAGGUCGAGUUGCGAACUCCAUUGGCUGCCGCCCGAAACUCCAGCACUGCAAGGAGGGAGCCCUUGCUCGGACUGCUCGGUACCUCCAGUGGACAGCUUUGCCACUCGCUUGGCGGCAUCGCUAGCGAGGGCUUUGGUGGAGCACUUCGGUUCCCUGGACAGGGCAUUUGCUGCCCUGGCGCAUGCUGGCACAGGCCUGCUAAGACGCGAUGACUGGCUGCGCGAGCUUCAGCCACUGCAGGAUCAGAUCGAGGACAUCGGCCCCUCGCUGGGCAAGUUCUUCGCAAUGAUCCAG